CUCCCAUAGUGGAUCAGUUUGAAUCUUCGCCGCUGCGGUCUGGAGGAGUGCAGUUGCUGUUAAAACGUGGGAUAAAAACUAACUCUAAAACAGAAUGGAUUCUCCUGCCAGACCGGGAAGCAACAGCCCUUUCAAAACCCCCAGGAACAUCCGUGUGAGGAGCUCUGGGAGCAGUGGCAGUGGUACUCCUGUCACGAUCCCCGCCUCACCCUUCAUGAAGAAACUGGGCUGUGGCACUGGGGUCAAUGUUUACCUUUUGGACAGGAUGGGAAAGCUGAACCUGUCGCCCUGGGCUGUGAAGAAGGUCAAUAGUAAAUGUGCAUCUAAGCAGGUGGCACUGUACCAGGAACGUCUCAAUGAAGAGGCAAAGAUCUUGAAGGAGCUUAACCAUCCUAAUAUUGUUGGUUUUCGUGCUGUUGCCACUGCUAAAGAUGGAUCCAAGUGUCUAGCCAUGGAGUAUGGAGGAGAGCAGUCACUCAAUGAUCUGAUUGAGACGAGGAGAGAGGAGGGUCUGAAGGCUUUUCCUGCAGUUAACAUUGAAAAAGUGGCGCUACAUGUGGCUCGCGGUCUGGAGUAUCUUCACACUGAAAAGAAGCUGCUACAUGGCGACAUGAAAUCCUGUAAUGUGGUCAUUAAAGGGGACUUUGAGACCGUGAAGAUCUGUGAUGUGGGUGUAUCUCUGUUUCUGGAUGAGAACAUGAAAGUGUCAGACCCAAAGGCGGAGUACAUUGGCACAGAGCCAUGGAACGCAAAGGAGGUGAUGGAGGGGGGAGAGAUCUCUGACAAGACGGACAUUUUUGCGUACGGGCUGACGCUGUGGGAGAUGAUGUCUCUGUCCAUGCCUCACCUGGAGAUGCUGGAUGACAAAGAGGAGCAAAUAGAGGAGGAAGAUGGAGAUGACUCAGAAGAGGAGGUGAGUUUUGACGAGGAUUCAUAUUACGAGCGCUUGGGGACCCGUCCUGCGCUGGAUGCAGAGGCUCUGGGUGCGUCGUACAGGAGGAUGGUGGAGCUGUUCUACGUCUGCACUGAGGAGGACCCUAAAAAACGCCCCUCCGCCUCACAGAUUGUCCAGGCCUUAGAGAGCAACGUCCUCCUCAACAAAAGUCAUAAGCAACAACCUGAGGUCAUAGUGAUAGACUGACCUGGAACUGAACUACAGCCAUCUACUUGAUCUAAUGUAAAUGUAAUUUAUUUUUUUGUCUAUUUUCUAUCUUGCUCAGUCUCUUCCUGUCUUUGUAUAAUUUGCUUGAAAUCUAUGAAUACAAUUACAAUUUUGAAAUCUUUCAAAUCUGGAAGUAAUCCUUAUGUCUGAAACCCUUUAUCCUAUUUUAUCUAAGUGAAACAUAUUUUAUUAAAUGAAUUGAGUAAUGCUA
Molecule: messenger RNA, 1373 nt
Organism: Boleophthalmus pectinirostris (great blue-spotted mudskipper)
Lineage: Eukaryota; Metazoa; Chordata; Actinopteri; Gobiiformes; Gobiidae
Gene: pbk
Product: PDZ binding kinase
Exons: 7
Coding region: 95-1141 (348 amino acids)
Biological process (GO): protein phosphorylation
Molecular function (GO): ATP binding; protein serine/threonine kinase activity
Source: RefSeq, a predicted model, not a curated record